CUGUCGCUUGGCGCGCUCUCUCUCCAUAGUUCCAGUUCUGAUAUCUCACUUUCACAGUUUGUGUCUGUGCGAUAAUGGCCAUGGCAGAGCUCUCAACCCCCAAAACGACGUCGCCUUUUCUCAACUCUUCGUCUCGGCUUCGUCUCUCUUCAAAAUUGCAUCUUUCAAACCACUUUCGCCAUCUUCUUCUUCCACCUCUCCACACAACAACUCCCAACUCCAAAAUCCCUUGCUCCGUUUCUCAGAAUAGCCAAGCUCCUGUUGCGGUUCAAGAAAAUGGAUUGGUGAAGACGAAGAAAGAGUGUUAUGGAGUGUUCUGCCUCACCUAUAAUCUUAAAGCUGAAGAAGAGACAAGAUCAUGGAAGAAGUUAAUCAAUAUUGCAGUUUCUGGUGCUGCAGGAAUGAUUUCUAACCACCUUCUCUUCAAACUUGCUGCAGGGGAAGUAUUUGGUCCAGAUCAACCCAUUGCAUUGAAACUGCUAGGAUCAGAGAGAUCAAUCCAAGCUCUUGAAGGUGUUGCAAUGGAACUGGAGGAUUCAUUGUUCCCAUUGUUGAGAGAAGUUGAUAUAGGAACAGAUCCAAAUGAAGUGUUCCAAGAUGUGGAGUUGGCUAUUUUGAUCGGUGCAAAACCUCGAGGCCCUGGAAUGGAACGUGCUGACUUGUUGGACAUCAAUGGACAAAUCUUUGCUGAGCAGGGCAAAGCUCUUAACAAAGCUGCCUCUCCUAAUGUCAAGGUUCUUGUUGUGGGAAACCCUUGCAACACCAAUGCCUUGAUUUGUCUUAAAAAUGCUCCCAACAUUCCUGCAAAGAACUUCCAUGCCCUCACGAGGUUAGACGAAAAUCGUGCCAAAUGCCAGCUUGCUCUUAAAACCGGCGUCUUCUAUGACAAAGUGUCUAAUAUGACCAUAUGGGGAAAUCACUCCACGACUCAGGUGCCAGACUUCUUAAAUGCCAGAAUUAAUGGCCUGCCUGUGAAGGAAGUUAUUACAGAUCACAAAUGGUUAGAAGAGGGAUUCACUGAGAGUGUGCAGAAGGUGUACACGGAUGGAAAUCCCUAUGCCUCUUCCCCUGGCGACCGGUGCAGUAACUGUCUCUGCACGUCUACAAGUGAUCGGUUCCUUAUGAGAGCUUUCUUCGGGACAAAACCUCGUCAAGUUGUGAGUUCUGCUCAUAGCAGGAGAUUGGGAGCUGUGCUCAUCAACAGCUAUGUAGUUGAGGUUGGAGUAAGACCCUGAAUGGGAAGAACUCUGAGAAUACGUCUCAUCGUGUAAAUCAUCUGCAGUUUUAAU
Molecule: messenger RNA, 1289 nt
Organism: Arabidopsis arenosa
Lineage: Eukaryota; Viridiplantae; Streptophyta; Magnoliopsida; Brassicales; Brassicaceae
Source: the annotation of a GenBank genome assembly